This is a messenger RNA of Onychomys torridus (southern grasshopper mouse), 1094 nucleotides long. It is a transcript of the gene Idnk, whose product is annotated as IDNK gluconokinase. The transcript is spliced from 5 exons. Lineage: Eukaryota; Metazoa; Chordata; Mammalia; Rodentia; Cricetidae. The record is from RefSeq and is a predicted model, not a curated record. The coding region runs from base 396 to 824 and encodes 142 amino acids. Gene Ontology annotation, molecular function: gluconokinase activity. Gene Ontology annotation, cellular component: cytoplasm.
CGCGGAGGCCGCAGGCGGGCGGGAACUGGGAGACGGUGGAGCGGCCUGAGCCCCAGGAGCCCUGCUGAGGUCCCCUGCUCUCCUGCCCCGCUGGCCGCUCCCUAGGGUCACCACGGAUGAAACGCCAAGGUCCUGUUGAUGGUGGCUAGCAGCAGGGGACGAAGGUCGGGCAUAGAGAGGCUGCUGGAUACAGAGUGGACAGUUGUAACAGGAGAGACGAGUCCCGCCACACCUUUCAGCUUCGGUCUUACGAACUUAGGCUUGGGGACAUCUUGCAGAGCAAGGUGGGAGGGUGCAAAGUCCCAGCCAAGAGAUCUACCGUGGGCGCACUGCUGGCCGCUAAGCUGGGAUGGAAAUUCUAUGAUGCCGAUGAUUACCACUCUGAAGAGAAUCGGAUGAAGAUGAGAAAGGGAGUACCUCUGAGUGACCAGGACAGGAUCCCGUGGCUCGGCAGCUUGCAUGACAUUUUACUAAGAGAUGUGGCCUCGGGACAGCAUGUUGUUCUAGCCUGUUCAGCACUGAAGAAAAUGUACAGAGACAUCUUGAUACAUGGAAGAAAUGAUGUGCCUUUGAAAAGUGAUGAGUCAGCAAAGGGAACACUGGCUGGCGAACAGCUCUUGGUGGUCUACCUCUGCGGGUCAUUUGAGAUCAUUUCCAGACGCUUGUUCCAACGAAAAGGACAUUUUAUGCCACCUCAGUUACUGCAGUCUCAGUUCAGUAUUCUGGAGCCCCCAUCAGCUCCUGAAAACUUCAUCCAGGUCAGCGUGGACCAAAGUCUCUCGGAGAUCGCUGAUGCCAUUAUGGAGGGGCUGCAAAUGAAGUGAUCACUUCACACCUGUGGUUUACAGCCACUCUGGGUCCAAGCUCCUCACCAGCGGUGUAUUCUAAAUUCCUAAUUGAGAACCAACCACAAUGCGUGGAGAUCAUUGUUUGACUGUUUUGAUAGGAGUCUGUGGUAUGCUUGGCAUCCUGCAGGUGUGGGAAAGGAUGUUCAAAGGUAAAGCUGAAACUUAAGUUUAAAUUCAUGUGUAAUGCAACCAGAUCAUCAGUGGGAACUCUGUAAUCAAUGCUAGAAGUUACUAUCAUUCAAAAGA